Messenger RNA from Didymodactylos carnosus, 712 nucleotides. NCBI's taxonomy places the organism in Eukaryota, Metazoa, Rotifera, Eurotatoria, Philodinida, Philodinidae. The record is from the annotation of a GenBank genome assembly.
CAACUCUUGUUUAACUUUGUACUAUAUAUAGCUGUUCAUUUGCUUCAAAUAAAGAUAUCGGAGUGAGAGUUGAUUCUCACUAUAGCUUCACUACUACGAUUAGAGUUAGCCACUAGAGGAUCUAUAUUCUCACAGCCCCCGCCCCCUACGGCUAGUCCGGUUAGUUUUCUAGAAGAAAGUCUAAAAGUCUAAAAAGUCUAAAUUGCCGUUCACCACCAUAACAUCUACAACAUCCAAAAUUUGCACCAUCACACCUUGAUGUUUAUUAUUGAUUAUUGGUUGCAUAAUUGGUCUUACUUAUUGCAUACCAAUAGCGACUAAUGAUGAUGAAUAUUCAAAAACAUUAUUAGAAACACUGGAAUUAUUUGAUAAAAUGGGUAUAGAAAAAAUAUUUAAUACGGCUAUGGAACUUCCUUUAUCACAAUCACCACUUAUAACGAGUGAUAUGGAAAAUAAAAUAAAAGAAUUUAUCCAAAAAUAUUUUUCAUUUAAUCAUAUUAAAAUGGAUUUAGCUAAAAUGUAUAUGGAUCAUUUUAACUCACGAGACAUUCAGCACUAUACAGAAUUUUAUUCAACAGAUUUUGGUCAAAAGCUCGCUCAUGCAGAGACAAUAAUUGCUGAACAAUUACAAAUAAUGACACAACAAUUACUGCAAAAACACGCAUCAGAAUUACAGACAAUAUUGUCACAACAAAACGAUGAUGAGCGUUGA